AUGGCUUCCCUUAGUGUUUUGGAUUUGUUCAAUGUGAAGGGGCGCGUUGCGGUUGUGACCGGUGGGAGCAGUGGAAUAGGAUUGAUGAUUUCCAAGGGACUGGUUCAAAAUGGAGCUAAGGUUUAUCUGGUCGCACUACCAAGUGACCCCAUCGCGGAGGUAGUCGAGGAACUCAACAUAUUGGGACAGGAAACGGGUGGACAAGCCGAAGGGAUACCCUGCGAUAUCUCAUCAAAGAACUCCAUUAAAGAGCUUGGCGAGAAAAUCUCUCAAAAAGAAAAAACACUAGAUAUGCUCAUCUCCAACGCUGGAAUCCGCCGCGAUCCCCCACAAUCCUGCAAUGUUCUUACCGCGCCACUGGAAGAACUCCAAGCCUCAAUGUGGUCUCUCCCACAAGAAGACUGGGAAAAUACUUUCCGUGUCAACACCACCGCCCAUUAUUUCCUCAGUAUUGCUCUUCUGCCACUACUUGCCGCAGCUGCCGACCAGCCGAUAGGCGAUGGACGCAAGGGUCGAGAUGAAGGCCGAGGAGUGAUUGUUGUUACAAGUUCUUGUGCGAGUAUGCACAAUGUGACAAAUGUGGAUUUGACAAGCUAUGCGACAAGCAAGGCAGCCACCGACCACCUGGUCAAGUUGCUGGCAGCGAAAUAUAAUCGAUUUUACGUGCGUGUUGUCGGCAUUAACCCUGGAUUUGUUCCGAGUAAUAUGAAUCCCGUUGGCGCGGAAGGGAAUGUCUUCAGCUCCUUGUUUGAUAAGGUUCCGGCGAAGAGGGCGGGUUGUUCUGAAGAUAUUGCGGGGACGGUAUUAUAUUUAGUGAGCAAGGCGGGGGCAUAUGUUGAUGGGGUCUCACUCUGUGUGGACGGUGGUCGAAUCUUGCUAGCGAAUGGGCAGGAGUGA
This is a messenger RNA of Penicillium pulvis, 897 nucleotides long. Its product is annotated as SDR family NAD(P)-dependent oxidoreductase. NCBI's taxonomy places the organism in Eukaryota, Fungi, Ascomycota, Eurotiomycetes, Eurotiales, Aspergillaceae. The record is from RefSeq and is a predicted model, not a curated record. Gene Ontology annotation, molecular function: oxidoreductase activity. The transcript is spliced from 5 exons. The coding region runs from base 1 to 897 and encodes 298 amino acids.